GGGUAGUGGCUGUAGUAUCUCGGUCAGGCGCAGUGUUCAGUGUGGUCGUGCCUCGCUUUCCUGUAGUGCCUCGCCUCGCUCCUUCCCUGCAGCUUGCCUUCAGUUGCUGCCUCACCACUGCCUGCUGCUACGCUGCAAACACAAGAUGUCUGGAAUGCCAGCCCUGUCCCACCUGCCUCCUGCUGCCCUCAACAAAACAGUGGCAAUGAAGACAGUCGACACCAGGCCAUUUGAACAAAGCUUGUCAUUGGUGCCGCCUACCCUGAGCCGUUCCUACCCAACAGAAAGUCGUGUCCUUGACUCCAUCAGAUUUCCCAACAUCUUUACAUCUGCCACUGCCACCAUGAAGACCCGCUACACACCAGCUGACUGGUCACAGAGUAACUUGGAUCACUACAGUGAUGCAGAAGCCACAAGGGGCGUCUCAGAGCGUGUGAGAGAUGAUGCUGUCAGGCUGGUGGGUUUCACAUAUGACCGCACCAACAUCGCACAGAGAGAAAGUUCGCAAAGACUUGGAGAAAGGGUGAGUGACAUCACCUUCUGGCGAAGUGAGUUGAUGCAGGAGCUGGACAGGAUGUUGGCAGAGACAAACCGGCUCAAUGACUCGCGCAGGAUGCUGGAACAUUCCCUUAAGGACACUGAGAAUCCACUCCAUGUCACAAAGGAAUGCUUGUACUUCAGGGAAAACAGGCAAGGAAUUGAUUUGGUGAGGGACCAUCCUGAGGAGUCUUUGUUGCGUGAGGUGGACAUGAUCAAAGACUGCCAGGCUCGCAUGAAGAACCUCUUGGAUCGAGUCAACCUCCAGCUGACUCGAAACCGUGCAGCACGGCAAGACUUGGAACAUGAUACGAUGAACAAGAACCAUGCCCUUGUCAUUGACUCUACACAGCACUCUCUCUACAACCACUCCCCAGCCAUCACUUACUAUCCAGGCAUUGAGAGGGUUGACAACACAGUGAGUGUCCCAGAGACCUGGGCAGAGCACACUAAUCGCAACAUUCAGCAGAGUCAGAGUGAGAGGAGUAGCUCUCAGAGGACACGGCAAGAGGUAGACAGCCUGAUAUCAGCUACACACCAAGAUAUGUGGACAUCAUGGUCUUCCUCCAAUACAGCACUAACACACAGGCUGGGCGAGAGCAAUGACACCAGGAACAAACUCCUUGGACACCGUGAUAAGGUACAACGUGAAAUGAAUGACUUGGAGCGUCACAUUGAUCUGCUCAAGAAGGCUAUUCUGGAUAAGUCUGCUCCAUUGAAGGUGGCCCACACCAGGCUGGAGGGCCGCACACACCGCCCAGAGAUGGAGCUCUGCAGGGAUCCUCCCCAACACAGGAUGGUGAGAGAAGUGCAAGAAUUAAGUGAGAGCGUGGAGUCCCUACGGAUAAAGUUGUCCGAGGCAGAGAGUUCCCUUCAUCGUUUGGCUCAGACCCGUGCCCGGCUUGACCACGACAUUGGUGUCAAGACUAACUCCCUUUACAUCGACCGUGAUAAAUGUCUCUCCAUUCGAAAGAGCUUUCCCCUGUCACAGCCACAUCUUGUUGACUUCACUCUAUACUAACAUAUCCGCUUCAGACCAUACCACACCAGAUGAUGCUCCAUCCACCAAGACCAGUAGCCAUGCUUAAGGUUUUGAUAUGGAACUAUUACCUAAACCUUGACUGUAGGCUGCUAGUUCUCAGAUCACAUAGCUGACUUUUUCACACAUCGGUGAAGGUAUGUUUCUGGUAAGUCCAUAAGACUACAUAACUUUAAAACAAUUGCAAGGCUGCUAAUCUCAUCUUGAAGCAUUAAAGACAAUCAAGGUGAAUACAGUAUACAUUGUUAGCUUGUUCACAACAUUGGGACAGUAAUAGUUCAAAACAUACAUGUGAGGCAAUGUAGCAUGCAAUUUUUUUCAGUAAACAUUCUUUACACCAGUAAAUCUUGUGAUAUUUCUUGUGUAUUUACAUCUCCAAAAAGAUUUUGAUAACAGUGAGACUUAGGAUAUACACAAUGAACUUAUUUAUUGUUUUAUUUAAGGACCACUGGCUUAAAGUAAUAAAAAGAAUUUAAGGAUGGCCAGUGAUAUGCUGAUUCUUAAAAACAAUUGUUAAAAGGAUCAUAAAAAAUUGGAGGAUAAUUGUUUUGAAACCUUCCUCUCUGUGUGGGUAGUGAGUUUUAAAAUGUAGCCAUGUACACAUGGUACAUUGACUUCCUUGAAUUAUAUGAAAUGAUGCAUCCUGUACUUGCUGUGUGAAAAAAACACAAUAUGAAAGGAUCAUGAAAAGGGAGAAUGAUUAUAGCAUAUGGAGUUAUUCCUAGACUAAUUUCCAACUGUAGGGAUAGUAACUUUUAGUGUCCUGGGACUGUCCGUUUUUACCUGUGGUGAAUAGUGGAAUUCAAUGGCUAAUAUUAACACAGCUGGCAAGAAAUCUGCUAGCUUUUAGGGAACAAAAGUUGACCAAAGCUGUAAGCAAACACUGCCACAACAUCUGACUUCCAUAUUUUGUACAUGUAGAAUGUCUUUGUAACAAUCUGUACUAUAGUUGAUAAAUCUCUUAUCUGCCUUACCAGGAGAUAGCAAUAGAUGGUGAAAGUUGAUUUGAUAAUCUUGACAAUAAUGAUGAAAUGACAGAAAUGUGUGAAGAAUAGUUGUAAUCAGAAUGACAACACUGUACACUGACAGCACUGUAUGGUAGAAAGAGUGGAAAGGUGUUACAUGCAGAAUGAUUGCACUUGUGAAAGUGAAUUAAUCUGAGGAUGAGUUACUGACUUCUAUGUACAUUGAGAGGAGGAGUUUAGACGGUUGUUUGAAAAGUGUCUUGUGUAUGUGACUGCUAGGCUAACAAGUAGGUAGUCUAAAAAGUAUGGAUUAGCUAAUACAGAAAGAUUUUAUGUAGCACAGAGAUUUGAGGCAGACUGAAUAUAAGCUUGGUCCUUGGUGAUCACCUGUAGCCUGACUGACAAUAUGUCAGAAAAACAUCCCAUUGUGGUGGUCCAGGCAUGGUCUUGCACCUACGUGAAGCUGCUUUUCAUGGAAAAUUUAGCCCGUCUUCAAGUCAAUACCUAUAGUUCAGUGAUGCUUUAAGGUUAAGCAUCAACUUUAGAAUUCUGCUUUUGUGCCUCUAUCUCUUCACAGAGGAGAUGGAUUAGCAGUGACUGUAGUUUCAGUUUUGAGAUAUAGUUUAUAUUUAGAGAGAUUUCUACCAAGCAUAGUCAUCACCAGUUUGUACUCUACCACUGUGCCUCAUGGUGAAAAAUAGUGACUUAUUCAGUGCUUUAAUGAUCCGCUGUGAUGGCACCUAACACACUAGUUAGAUGUGCACCACACACUGUUAGUAAUGAACAUCAUAGACUAAGUUGUAAUAUUACUUCUCAUGGACUCCUCAUGGAUGAAGUAAGUGAUCUUUGUUGUACACAAAAUCACCCAUGAAGGAUGUCUGUUCAUGUAGCAAUUCCAGUCCAAGUGGUUAGACUUAUCUAAGGUGUUCUGUUAUAUGGAGGAAAUAAUCUUAAGAAAUUUUUAAGCUUUUGGAUUUUGAGUGCACCAGGACUAUCUUAAUCUUGCAUUAUCUAGUUUAGUCAUCUAUAUACGCUGUAUUUUGAAAUUGUCAACAAAUAACAAUUAAAUUAU
Molecule: messenger RNA, 3613 nt
Organism: Portunus trituberculatus (swimming crab)
Lineage: Eukaryota; Metazoa; Arthropoda; Malacostraca; Decapoda; Portunidae
Product: tektin-3-like
Exons: 10
Coding region: 146-1558 (470 amino acids)
Biological process (GO): cilium assembly; cilium movement involved in cell motility
Cellular component (GO): nucleus; microtubule cytoskeleton
Source: RefSeq, a predicted model, not a curated record